Penicillium olsonii is the source of this 2130-nucleotide messenger RNA. Lineage: Eukaryota; Fungi; Ascomycota; Eurotiomycetes; Eurotiales; Aspergillaceae. The record is from the annotation of a GenBank genome assembly.
AUGGCGCCUCUGGAUUUACCAAAUGUACCCUUUUCAGAACCCAUUCUUCCUCCUCAGCCACCUUCGUCCCCUCCUUCCAUCGCCUCCGAUGGUCGCAGGACCAGAAAGCCACCAACAGUGACGCCCCGGUCCUUUCGUCGAUUCUUCACCCCACGCUCAUUGCUCCCGACUGCCGAUAACUCGACUACUCCGACAACGAGUCGUCAGGCCUUGAGAGCCCUCACCUCGCCUGCUGUUAACCGGUUGGGACCUGCAUUUUCCCGAACCUCCAAGGCGGGCACCAGAAGCCCUCACGACGGCUUACCGGAAGACUUCAUCCGAACCCCGAGUCGAAAACGCAAAAACUCCUUCUCUUCAGUCGCAUCUCCCCCGCAAUCAUCUCCGCUGAAGCGAGUCCGAGUCCGGUCUCCAACCAGUGAACUCGAUCAUGAUAUCAGAAUACCCGACCCCGACUUCCGCCUGCGACCUGCAGAGGCUCCUAUGCCAAAACAGCCACCUCCCGUAGCUCCUGUGCGUCGCUCUCAGGCGUUGGCAACUUCAGGUGCUCUUUUCAUGCGGAGUGUGCUGGGACCGCAACGCAACAAAGUCACCUUGCGAGCAAACUCCGGAGUUGGAUGGCAAGAUCUCACCUCCGAAUUCUAUUCACAACCGGCAGACCUCCACGCUUGUUCAAGCUAUUCAUCGGAGGGGGCACCUGCUCUUCCGUUCUGCAAUGCUUCAUGCAAUACGAACUCGAUCGUUGCAGUAGGCGACGAAGAGGGCGGGAUUCGACUGUUGGAUUCGUCUAUUGAUGAGGAUGCUGGAUUCACCGAUGCAUACCUCGGAUUCCGUCCGCAUAUGAACUCGAUCAUGGACCUCGAAUUUUCUUCCGACGACAUGCUACUGGCCACCGCAUCCGGAGAUCAAACGUCUCUGGUAAUCGAUAUGACGACGCAACAACCCAUAUACUGCUUGUCAAACCACUCGUCGUCCGUGAAGCGCGUUCAGUUCCAGCCCGCUUCGAACAACAAGGUACUUGCAACUUGCAGCAGAGAUGGAAAUGUGAAUAUCUGGGAUCUUCGCUGCAAAGGAUUUGAAAGACCCGCUUUGCAAGUGCGAUGUUCGCUGGAAAGUGAGAGUGAGCCUCCAGCUUCUGCGCCGACCGCAUUGCCAAAGAUGCUGUAUCCUCACGUUUUGAAUACCAUCGGAGGUGCUCACGCCUAUACCACCUCUCAUAAACCCGCAAUGGACAAAAGCGACAUACAGCCAGUUGGUCGGACAGAUAUCACUGUGACCUCACUUGCCUUUCUCUCACCAGGUCGCGAAAACCUCUUUGUCACGGCUUCCGAGGCUAGCGCAAGUGUCAGGCUCUGGGAUAUACGAACCGCGCAUAAUAAUCGCCGCGGUCGACCCGUUGCUCCUUUGUCCACGACGCAGGAACCGGAGAGUCACCUGAAAUACCGACGAUUUGGCCUGACUUCUAUGGCAUUUGGAGGAGAUGGCUCUCGAUUGUACACUCUCUGUCGCGAUAAUACGGUCUAUACCUAUUCGACCUCACACCUAAUCCUUGGACAUGCUCCCGAGCUGUCCAUCAACAACAACCGCCCCCGUCGGACCGGUGGCUCCGACAAAGAUGGCCUCGGACCCCUUUACGGAUUCCGCCACCCUCGCCUGCAAGUCUCUUCAUUCUAUGUGAAGCUGGCCGUUCGCAAAGCCAGUCAAGACCGCCCGGAAAUGCUCGCCACCGGUAGCACCGACCACUGCCCUAUCUUGUUCCCCACCGAUGAACGAUUCCUGAGUACCCCCGUCAAAGCCCCUGUCGAACCUACACCUACCAGAACCUCACUGUUCACGAAUCGCCCCGGCCUUCGUCGGGUCAACUCUGGUAUUGGGCUGUCCGGGCGUCUGGAAGAUACUAUCCCCAUCUAUCAAUCCGGCACUCCUCUCAUUGAGGGCCACCAAAAGGAAGUGACUGGACUAUCCUGGACCCCAUCGGGAGAGCUCAUCUCCGUGAGUGAUGACUACACCGCUCGAUGCUGGCGCGAAGGGCCGGAAGCCCGAGAUCUUCGAACGGGUGGAGAAACCGAAGGUAAGCGUUGGCAGUGUGGCUGGGCUGAUAUGAAAGAUUCAAUUGACGAUGAAGACGAAUGA